CUUUUUUUAGGUUUCAUUACUAAUUAUAUAAAACAAAAAGAUUGCGUCUGUUAAAUUGUAAUAAACAUGGAUCAUGUGAUGACAACUUCUGAACAAAAAUUAGCUGAAAAGUUGAUAAUUUUAAAUGACCAUGGACAGGGGAUGAUCACUCGUAUAUAUAACAUUAAAAAGGCAUGUUCUGACCCAAAGUCUCGACCAGCGUUCUUAAACGACAAAAAUUUAGAACCAGCAUUAAAAGUUAUUGUCAAGAAAUUUCCUUCUAUAGAAAAUUCAAAGGCUGUUCACAUGCAACCAGUCAUGCAAAUUCAUGUGAAUAUUAUCAAGGGACUUUCAAAUUAUUACUACACUUUUGUUGACAUAAUGACUUUUAGAGAUCAUGUGAGCGAAUUGCUAACACAAAUAGAUGCAAGUUUUGUUCAUUUUGACAUUACAUUAAAUUUUGAAUUGACGAAAGCUUAUUUUGAUUUGAUCACAACAUACGCAAGCAUUUUUUUAUUGAUGUCAAAGGUUGACGAUAGAAAAGCUGUUUUAAGUCUCUUUAAUCAUGCUAUUGAAAUGCAGAAAACACAAAGAUGCGACAAACUCAACUUUUAAGCCUAACGACUUCACCACAGCAAAUGUUAAGCCCUAUUAAUACAGAAACAGUUCCUUGUGAGUUCCUUUCCCUUGAAGAAAUGACAAGAUGGAUACUAUUCAGUUGUACAUUAUGCCCAAGCCAAAUCACCGCUCAGCCCAAUGUUGUUGAUGCCUGGAAAAGCUGCUUGCAAGAUGGAUUCUGCUUGACAUUGUAUCGUGAUGAGGUUAUCUAUAUACACAAAGAUAUUCAAACUCUUUUUGAAUCACUUAAAGGGUACUCAAAGCGAGGGAAGGAAGUUCAAGAAUAUUUGACUUCUUCAAUGCAGUACAGUCCUGCUUUCCAUCGAGAGCGUAGAAAAUAUUUGUUAACAGCAUUUGAUGAAAUGAUUUUAAUAUUUCGUGAUCAACCUGGCUUGUUUGGCCCUAAGCUCCUUGUUGCAUUGACUGCACUUUCUCAUGCUCGAGAUGAAAUACAAUGGCUGGUUAAACAUAAACAUCACCCUCCUCCAAAAGGGAAAAAGGUGGCGCUAGAUGAUUAUGAUGACAGUAUGCUAUCAAAGUUAAUGUUUGACAUAAUGGAACUUAGAGGUCUCUUUUCUAAGUAUUCACAUGUUAUUAAACGCUACUUUAUGCAGUAUUUAUCAGGAUUUGAUGUGGCAGUUUUAAAGAUUAUCAUACAACGUAUAUCAGUUUGUCCUGAAGAUGAAUCAAUGAUUAUGACAGAUUUUGUUGAAGCUUUGUCAUCACCUGAUAUAAAACAAGGUGAUGCAAGUGUCAUGCCAGAUUUUCGUGGCUUAAGAUUAGAUUGGAUGCGUUUGCAAACAUACACAAGCGUACGCGGAUCUGUCCCUGAAUUAAAAGAUAACAAAGAUCUUGCAAUGCUUAUGAACACUAUAUCUCUUCACACAAAACUUGUUGACACUCAAGAUUCUAUUCUUAAUGAAGUUUCAGAUUUAUCAUUGCUUUGUUUCUACCCUAGUCUAUUUCAUGAUAGUUUUCAAAGUUGUCUAAACAAUGUGCAUUUAAUAAGGUAUUCAAUUGCUUAUCCACUUGUUUGCUCAACAUUUCUUAAUAGUACACAUAGCAUGUGUCCUGAAGAACGCCACUUGAUUGGUGAUCGCAGCCUAGUAGCAGUCAAUUCAUUUUUGGAUGCCAUUUCUUUUAAAGCAACUCAUUUUAUUAGUCAGUUCUGUGAGGAGCAUUUAAGACUUUCAAGACAGUUAGAUCCGGGUAAUGCUGUACAUUAUGUGACAUUACUUGAAGAUUCUAAGUCAAAGAAGGAACGCCCUCGUCCAAUCCCACCAAAACCUGGGCAAGAAAGUCGCAGGAAAACUGUAGAAAACCAAAAACCGGUUGAUACUAAAUAUCAUAGUCAGAUUGAUUUACUUUUGGCAAUAACACAUUGUAAAGACAUUCAUGUUUGGGAACAUAUAUUUUCUCCAAAAGAAUAUCUAGUUUCGCAAUUAGAAGAAUUUUUUUCAAAAACAAUUUUUCGUCUAUUAAAUUACAAUGAGGCUACUCAAGAGAUUGCGCGUCCCUCUGCACUUUUGUCAGAUAUUCGUUCAUAUAUUACUACCUUGCAUCGCUUAGAAGAAUUUGUUAAUUUAGAUAUGGGCAGAAUUUUUAAUGCAACACUGUUACAGCAAACACAAAAUUGUGAUAAUACUGGUGGACCAACCCUCACCAGUACGUACACAUUUUGGUACAACGAAAUAGUUUUAAAGCGUAUUUGCUUAAAUGGUGGAGUUAUAUAUUCUCCAGUUAGAGAGUCUUUUAUAAGUAGAACAAAAGCAAGUUAUCCACCCAUCGCAGACUACACUGACAUGACAGAAAUGCGAGCAUUAUCAGAGUUGCUGGGAGCAUAUGGAGUCCGACAUUUCUCACGUAAAUUAGUUCAAAAAGUUAUUUUAGAAGUUGAAGAACUAAAGAAACUAGUUAUAAAUAACAAAGAUCUCUUGGUAUCAAUUUAUGAAAAUCCUCUAAAGUGUGACGUGUUUGAACUUGUGAAAAAAAUUAAAGGUAUUGAGGAUGUCAUAACUCGAACCACGUCAAUGGGAAUUCUUCUAAUUUUUAGACAGAUGCUGUCAGAUGGGUUAAAAGAUGUUCUUCCACGUAGAGUUCCUUUCUUGAUGAGAGUUUUAUCGGAUUUCAAAUCAAACAAUACACGAAAUGACUCAACUAUAACCCACGAGAUGGCACAAGCAGCAGGUUUGCACUUUGAGUUUGAUGCUGAGCUGUAUCAUUUACUUAGAAAUAGCAGAGAUAAAAUGGAGGAAGAUGGAUUUCUUUGGACAUUGUUGUUGGUAUUAUGGGCUGUUGCAGUACCCAUUCUAGCGUUCAAAGAUAAUAAUGAGUACAAUCCUCUUUUUGAAGCUCAUGAAAACAAUGCUCACUGCAUGGCAGUUGCUUUAAACUCACUUCCACAGGCACUUUUUACAAUUACAGGUGAAGAUGUUGAUGAAAAGAUGAAGAUUUUUUUAAAGGUUGCUACGUCUGGUUUGUUGAGGCUAGGCGUUGAUCAGUCAAACAAAGACUUAGUUGCUCGCCAGCGUUCUUCGUCAUUUGUAUUGUUAGACUUAAUUGUAAAGAAAUCACAGUACCUUUCGCAGGAUGAGUUUGAUAUGUAUUUCCCUUAUGAUCUUGUUCGAGAUGCAUACUCACAAGUUUAUAAGAAACAACGUCUUCAUAUUGCAAAAAGGAACGGGGAGUUAUCCAAUCAAGAGCAAGAAGCGGCUAGUUAAAGAUAAAGAUUUAUAGACAGCUAUCCGUUUGUUGGCGUGACUAGUUAAUGAAACCAAUAAGAACUUUUAAUUAAAAAUUGAAAACGAUUGUUUCAACCCUGAUUUACAUUUUAUGUAAGCGUAGUGAAAUUUAUGUAAUUAUUUAAGCAUAUUCCUUUAUUUUUAUAUUUUGUUAUUACCUUUUGUUAGCAUACUUUUAGUUUUUAUCACAAUUCUUUUUUUUUGGCAAGUUUUGAGUUUGUUUAUUGAACCGGAACCGAUAAAGGAGUAUUUUAAUAGCAUUUUUUUAGUGUGUGAAAUAACGAAUAUUCUAUUUGUCAACUUUUUUUACUGAGCUUUAAUUUAAAACAUUUUGUA
Molecule: messenger RNA, 3674 nt
Organism: Hydra vulgaris (swiftwater hydra)
Lineage: Eukaryota; Metazoa; Cnidaria; Hydrozoa; Anthoathecata; Hydridae
Source: RefSeq, a predicted model, not a curated record